AUGCUGAAAACAUUUAUACUAUUAAUGUUAAUUGCUGUCGGUGGAUAUUGUGAUAUAUUUGCGGAAGUUGGUGAUUUCUUUACAAAGCAUUUUACUGAUGUCAAAUCACUCUUUGCAAGUGAUGAAAAAGAAUUACAACAAGGUUUGAAUCGAGUGAGAGAUUUGUUGACAGCAGUUCAAGAAAAAUUGCCGCUAUUAAAACCAUUGGCUAAUGAAGGACAGCUGAAAAUAUUGAACAAAAUUGGCAAUCUACUUUCUCAAGUCAACGAUUUCCAGAGAAAUGUGUUUAACUCUAAAAUGGAAUUCAAUCAGAAAGAAAAUAAUUGGGAAAAUCUGGUCAAGAAAAUUUUCGUUUCCGAAGGUGUUAGCAAGAUCAUACCAUUGGUGCAGCAGCUACUUAAUAGUGCACCUGCAACAUUUGCAACUUAUCUGCUCACCUUCGUUGUUCCUUUCUUGAUCAAUGCUUUACGAGAGUAA
Messenger RNA from Cercopithifilaria johnstoni, 477 nucleotides. The record is from the annotation of a GenBank genome assembly. Lineage: Eukaryota; Metazoa; Nematoda; Chromadorea; Rhabditida; Onchocercidae.